This is a messenger RNA of Caenorhabditis auriculariae, 6027 nucleotides long. Lineage: Eukaryota; Metazoa; Nematoda; Chromadorea; Rhabditida; Rhabditidae. The record is from the annotation of a GenBank genome assembly.
AUGAAAGAACGAAAAAAUUCCAUGAGAUGCCGCAAGUGUUGCCAAAAAAUUUGUAAGUUGUUCGAUUAUGAGAUAUAUCAUAACAUGUGUUUUAGGGGAUCUGAACAAAAAUAUUUGGCCGGUAGUUGGUGAUUGCGGCCAUUCCGUCUGCUCGCAUUGUUACAGCAAAAUGUACACGUUAGUUCUUUUUUUUUUCAAAGUGCGACGUAUAAAUGAAAAUUCAAUUUUCUCGCGUUUCAUAGGUAUCAAAAGAUGCGUCCCCAACCCUGUAAAAAACUUUCUAAGGGAACGUUUGAGAAAAAUCAGCUUUCAAAAGUUAGGAUGAAUUUUUUAAUACCAAUUGAAGCUCAUUUAUUGGUUGCUUUUAAUGACUUUAGUUGGUUGAAUCUGAAAAAAAAACAUCAGUUUUCAUCGUUAACAAUCUUCCAUUAUCUUUCGAAAAAAUUAAAGUUCAAUUAUUCUUACUGUAGAGAGGCACGCAAUGCUGUAGCUUUUCGAAGAAUUCUAUCCUCAGACCCCCCUUGAAAGAACUUUCUCCCCACCCUACGGAAGCUGAAUAUAAACAAAAUCCAAAACAAAAGAGCGCGCGCGCGCGCAAAAAAAGAGAAAAAGCGUGCCGCUGGUCUGCCUGACAUGUAGGCAGUGUAUGAGAAAAUGAGAAGGACGUAGAUUCCCUAAGUUGAAACUCUACAGAUGUGAGUUUUUCUUUACUCUGGAAAAGAAGUUACGAUUACGGUAGACCCUAAAGGCCGGAGAAGUCUUUUAAACACGGCCCUUGGCAGUAUAUCGAUUUCUUGUCGUCGAUUCUUUUUUCUCUCUCUUUUGGCGGGAGGCUAAAGACGCAGACCGCGUGGCUCUGGCCGUCUGCCAAAGACUCCCGACUAGCGCGCGCAACUUCCAUGGCAUGGAAACACCGUCAAGUGGACACUUGAGUAGCAGAGAGCACUAUUGCUUUGAGGCUGAUCGGAAGUUCUCCCAUAGAGAUUAGAAGUUUAGAACCUAGGGUGGGGCAUGCGAGUAGAAAACUCUAUAAGAAGAAUGACAAGUAAAAACACGAACAAAACAUUUUAAAAAUGUUUAUACUGAAAACAAGGAAUCCACAGAAAAGUUUCGAAAAGAGGAUUAAAAACUGCUUUGGGUAAACGUUGACUCAUAUUCGGCUUUGAUGCUACUAAAAUAAAUGUUCAAGAGUUAUUCACGAAAAAAGCGAAGGUUAUUGAAGCCUACUUUGAGGUCUCUGGAUAGUAAACAUCGAAAUUCUCCAAUGAUUAAAAAAUCAUCUUUACACGUCUGGGAGCUUAUCUAUAUGUAAUUUAGUCUGAGUGCAUGUAGCUGAAAUCCAGGAUUUGAAAAAUUAUCAAAAUUGUGCGUUGAAUACGCGGCUUAUCCGGAAAUUGUAAGCCUAGAUUAGUGAUUGAGUUAAAAAAAUUUAAAAAAAUUGUUAAAUAUAAGAGGCAUGAGAGCGAUCCUAUAUGAUCUCACAAACAAUGUUCCGGUUUAUGUAAGCUUUGUCAGUGGUUUUUUUUCUUGAUUCGCGUGAGUUCCAUUGACCUAAAAAUGGAUGUUGCAAAAUGUGGAACGACUAUCGAAGAACGAAAGUCAUUCAUCAAGCGCAAGAGAUCUCGAUUUUUUCUCAUCAUCGUUAGAUGGUUUCGAGAUGAAAAGAAAAUCCUUGAGAUUUUUCGUGAAAUUUACAAACUUCAAAAGGCUUCUCUAGCAACGAGCACAUGUUUUGUUUUGCCAAGAAUAAGUCGAAAAAUAAGGUUUUUUAUAGCAAUUUUUUUAGUUUCAUAUACUUUUUAGAACCGAAGAUCAUCGAUGUAGCGAGUGUGAGACAUUGUCGUUUUUCGGGGCAGUGAAAAAUCAUUUGGCUUGUGGUUCGUUAAAAAGGAAAAUAUUGAAAAUGUCUUCAAGGGAAAGUUUUCAGAGCUUUUCGCUUCGAAGUUCGAUAAACCGAAAAACUUGGAGAAUUAUGGUGAGUUGGCGAAACUUGUGAAAUAUCACAUAGACUUUCAGUUUUAAAAGUAAUUCACAUUUUUCAGACGUUUCGCAAGCAACCCAUGCCCAUUUGCUCAGAGAAAAAUCAUCAAUAAACGUUAAUUUUAUUGAUAAAAAUUUUUUUUAAUAGAAAUGUUUUCAGAAUAUCAUGCCUCUGGCGUUUGACAAAUGUAAUAACUGUGCCGAGUUUGUACCGCACUCGCAGUUGUUCUUCUGUAGUUUUUCCGAAUGCGACGAAUUGCUGAGUAACUCGCCGAAUGUCUCCGAUCCUAAAGUGAGUGAGAAAGAAGAAUAAAUUAAUGAAAAAAAGGUCGAAACGAUCGUGGCUUCUGCGCUCUAUGGUAUAUUUUCAUGGUUUUAUCUUGGAACACCAAUUUUCACUUGAUGUCGCUGCUAUUUCAUAGGCGAAGUCAGAAAGGGUGAAAAAACUUCAUAGAAAUUUUCCUUUUAGGGUAAAAACGGUUCCUUUUUUGAUGCAUUUUCGUGCCAAUUUAUCGGCUCUUAUGCACCAUUUGUGCUGUUUCUCCUUUUUCCACAAUUUCUUGAGUCUUUACAGUCCCAGAAAAAAUGGUAGGCUCGAUAAUAGGACUUUUUUUUCUGCCAUUUUGCGGCUUUUUUUUUGAGCCUUUCCCUUUUAGUGACCAUUAUCCACAAUUGCCCUAGUUCCUUCCUAAUAAUUAGCGCAUCAAUUUUUCACACUUUGCUUCUUCCAGGAACUUUUGAAAUUCGCAAUUUGUGGAGCUUGCGUCUAUUCCCACCAUGCAAUCCAUUCCACAUUUGUUCGUGGCGCUCUGCGCGUUUCGGUGAGUUUUGAGUAAAAAUAAUGCAAAGGACUACAAUCAUUUAAUUUUGUGUCAUUAAAGAUCGAUUUUGCUGCACCAAAUCGAGCACAGGAGCUUUUCGAAGAGAUCGAAAAGUACCAUCGUAAAAUGUCAAAGGCUGAGCCGUUGCUAUCGGCUUCACAAUUGCAAAAUCUCAACUUGCCGAUGGUUUCUUUUUAAAGUAACGGAGAUUAAAAUGAAAAUAUAGGUUAGCGCUGAACAGCUGAGCAAAUUCUUGUCAUCUUCGACAAAUAUUGAAGACUUUGAGACCAACAGUAACCGAGUAAGUUCAAACUUUUUUACGGAAAAGUCUUUAUUUUUCUAGGUUCGAAUUUCCAUCGGAAAUUCCGAAAAAAGGCUUGAUGAUUUCAUCGCUUCCACUGCUGAUUUUGUAAACUCGACAAAGGUUUGAAACUGUGAAAUAACGAACAUUUAAGGCAUAGGGGCAGUAAAAAACGGGGUUUCACGUGAAAGCAUUAUCUUAUAUAGUUUUUCUUUGCGAAUCGAACGGUGUAUUCAGAAAAAUUACAGAUGUGACUAAUUUCAAAGAAAAACGCGAUUUUACUUUCCCGCCUUUGAUUUUGAAAAAUGCUUUGGAUCGACGUACGGACAGCUGUUUACAGUAGCUAUGCACUCGAUGUUGCGGACGUCUAGUUAGACUCGCAUUUUGUGAAAAAUAACCGGAUAUCUGCUUCAAAUUAAGGGUUUCUUCUCUGAAAAAUCAUUCAGUGAAACAAAAAACACACCGUUAAUGAAGGAAACACAAAAUAUCGCAAUCCUAAUCGAAACCUGUGUAAAGUCAUCAUUUUUCACCAGAGAAGCUUUUUUGCGAUUAAAGUUUGCAAACUAUACAUGAAUAGAAAGUUUGACAAAAAGAACUUUGGUGACAACAGAAAAAUUGAAAUUUGAAAGAAACGAAGAAAAAGCAAAAGUCCGAAAAAUGGCGAAGGGUGUUGUCCAUAGAGCAACUUUACUGCAAAGUGCCCUUUUCGCGGGAACUCAAGCUUUCCUUUCUCCGACUUUGAACUAUUUUUUCUCCAAAACUAGUAAGUUUAGUACAUUUCCAAGUCGAUUCGAUUCGCAAUGAAAAGCUCUACAAAAUACUGCUUUGUACUGAAACACCGCUUUUUGCUGCCCCUAUGCUUUCAAAUCAGAGAUUUUUUCCGAGGUUUUCUGAAACUGAACUUUCUCUUUUUUUCUGGAAGCUAGAGGAAGGAAAUAGUUUUUCAGAAAGAUUUCGAUAAACUUCUCGACUUUUUCGAGAACGAUACAGUCCCCUCGACGUCUCCUCGCUAUGUUUCCCGCGAUUCAAACACUUCUUCGUAAUCUUUGUGCUUUUUUCACUUACUAAUCUUUUUUAUAAGGACAAAAGAAGGCGACACUAACAAAGUUCACGAGGAAAUUGAAGUCACCGGACAGGUGGACUUGUCGCCGAACGAACUGUGGAUAAAUGAGUUGGUUUCAACUUGAUUAGGGGCGCAAAGUUAAGGACGGUCCGUUUUCUUUAGUUUCAGGUCUUGCUACUACAAAACCGGUUCAUUUUCUUUUACAACUUUAGUGGUGUCCUAAAGUACCUAUAUAUACCGAAUUUAAUGAAAUUCUCAACCUAGGGACCGCAGACGAAUUUUCAAAAAAUUUUUUUCAGCAUUGAGCUUUGUAUGGUUUGAUAGCUGUUUUGAUUCAAAACUCAGAACCGUUUAGUUUUUCGAAAAAGAUUGCGGAUGAAAAAAGUUAUGACGAAAAAUGUGGCGCGCCGCGCACCAUUUUUUUAGUACUGAAAUUUUGGUAUUAUCCAUUUUUGACAUUUUUCUCGAUUUUUCUUCUAGAACAAGUUUUGAUACUGGACUAUUAUGAUGUAACAAAUCAUAAUAGAGUGCUAAAAUGAUGCUCAUCAGCUAGUUUGCCGAAAAAGUCGGUAUUUUCCAGAAAACAAAAAACUGACGCUUGCGGGCAUCGAACUCGCAACCUCAAAAUGAAAAAUCGCAGCGCACGCGCUGCGCCAAGCUGUUAGGUCUAGCGAGGGGAGCUUCCAUCCGCCAUAUCCUUGAGCCGUUUGAAUAGCACAGAUUGCCUAUUUCAAAAAUAAAAACUUGAAGUAAUUCAGCUAUUUUUAUCAGAAUAUGUUCGCAAAUCUUUACUCAAACUUUCCGUGAAUAUUCACUUCGAAAAAACUGUUUUUUUAGUGCUUUUUUCCUCGUUUAACGAUCGCUGCCUUAAAACGGCCCCGUAAAUUUUUUUGGCAAAGACGAAUUUUUUAUUUUAUUCUUUUAAUUGAAAGAUUUUUUUCAUUAAUAAAUGUAUAUUAUCGUUUAAAAAAAACGUGCGUUCGACCGCUUUUCUGUAUGAUAAACGCCGCUAAUUUUAUUCUCUAGUUUCAAGAGCAUUUUUGCGUAUUAAACAACUUUUUCAAGCACAUAUUCUGUGGAGAAAUAUUUAAGUAAGCCCCUGGUCUAAAUUUUGAAAAAAACAAAAACUCGAUUAUAUUCGCAUAUUAACGAUAUUUUGAAUUACGACUUUCGGCACUCCCUAAAAUUUUUGGCAAAGACGAAUUUUUUAUUUUAUUGUUUUAAAAUUACCGUUACUUGAAUCAAAAUCAUUAUUUAAAAAAAGAAAGAGUGCGUUCGACCUGAAAACACAUAAAAAAGCAAAAAAUGACAAAAAUUUUUAGUUCCAUUCACGUUUUUGUACGACAUUCCGCGAGAACGCAUCAAAAAAGCGUGAAAUAUUUUUUUAAACGAAAGAGGAAGCUUUUCUGUACAUGAGUGUCAAAAUUUAUUAUCCAGUUCCACAUAUUUUGCAACUACAACAAAAUGAAAGUUGAAAACCAAAAAAAAGCCACUUUUUCUAUCGCGAAAAGGGGCGUGGCUUUGCGGUCCCUAUCUCAACCCAACACCUUUUGCACUCCCCGUGUUAGCUAUGGAGCACAAAAAUGACUACUUUUCUUGUCUUUUCCAGUUGCAAUCUGAAGAUGGAAAUUCUGACAGCGCGAGAUCGCGUGACUCCGCCUGGGUCAGUCGGUUUCGAUGCGUUGACGCUGGACCUGACGCUGUUUCUUCGGAGAGUCUACGUCCAACUGAGCAGCAUCACGAGCGAUUGCGAUUACGUCAAAGUCGCCCAGACGGCCUACUUUUUGCGAAUGUCGCAGGCCCAACAGAAAUGUGUCACUGAAAAGUAUAACAAGAAUUGGCCUCUGCUGUGGGCCCAAUAA